GACAUAGUUUACAGUUCCUCAAGUUCAGUGCUGGGGGGUUUUUGGUGACUUGGUCUACUGGAAUUACGAGAAGUUUUUGGUGGACAAAGAGGGCAAGGUUGUAGAGUGAUACACACCUACAACAUCCCCUCUCGGGAUGAAGGUUGUACAGCAACAUAUGGCUCCUUUAUCUAUAAUGUCUAAACAGGAAACCGCCGACACCAAAACCCUAAAAAAGAAAAAGAAAAACGAACACUUCUCGUCGAUCAGUUGCUCGAUCUUAGUCUGGUACCUUCGAAAUUCUCAUGGUACCUUCAACCCUCCAUUGAAAUCGAAAUUCUCACAGUACCCUCUGAAUUGCGGAAGAUUACAAGCUUUCUCACUUUCACCAGAACAAAACAGAACUGAACAGAAUACUGGAGGGUUAGGGGUUGAUGGGUUUGAAGACAGAGGUUGCAGGGCUGAUGGGUCAGAUAUGGGCUGCAGGAUCAAGUUCAAAUUUAGAUUUUAUCGUCAGGUUCAGGUUUGGGCUGCAGGGUCAGGUUCAAGCUACCUGAAGACACGAAAACACUACCUACAUUGGUCUGGGGAUGUUGAUUAACUUUAAGUGGUAGAGGCUGUGAACACUCUUAAUAUUUCCCAUUAGUGCUUGUGCCUGAACUAUCUAGCUAGUGUUCCUUCUUGUUUGUAGUUCUUUACCUUGGGUUAUUCUGUAGUCUACCUGUAUUUUUUCUUAGGAUAAUUAUUUUCUUGCUCAUAUAAAUUAGGUUUUAUUUGUUUUAAGUCACUAAUAAUUACUGCUAGGAGUUGAUUAGUAUAAAGAAAUCAAAACUGAAAAUCUGCAUUGUAUCUUUAUCUGGUGCAUUCACUCUAAAAUCCUAGAAUAGCCUUUGAUUUGAGAUGUUAAUUAUACCGGUUAUUUACUAAUUGAUUAUCGCCAUUGGGCACCAAA
Molecule: messenger RNA, 931 nt
Organism: Spinacia oleracea (spinach)
Lineage: Eukaryota; Viridiplantae; Streptophyta; Magnoliopsida; Caryophyllales; Amaranthaceae
Exons: 3
Coding region: 137-580 (147 amino acids)
Source: RefSeq, a predicted model, not a curated record